This is a messenger RNA of Lampris incognitus (smalleye Pacific opah), 723 nucleotides long. RefSeq names its product eukaryotic translation initiation factor 1A X-linked b (gene eif1axb). Gene Ontology annotation, biological process: translational initiation. Gene Ontology annotation, cellular component: cytoplasm. The record is from RefSeq and is a predicted model, not a curated record. The coding region runs from base 142 to 723 and encodes 193 amino acids. The transcript has 7 exons. Lineage: Eukaryota; Metazoa; Chordata; Actinopteri; Lampriformes; Lampridae. Gene Ontology annotation, molecular function: RNA binding; translation initiation factor activity.
GCAUGCGCAAACCACCAGAGAACCAGCGGGGAUCGCUCUUGCAUCUUUGGGUCUGAUUUCGUUGACCAUUGUAAACACUAUAUUGUAUAACAGCAACUUGUUUCUGCCUGCGGUCAACAGCAAGUCCAAGGACUCAAGAAUAUGCCCAAAAAUAAAGGUAAGGGAGGAAAGAAUCGGCGACGUGGAAAGAAUGAAAAUGAAUCUGAGAAGAGAGAGUUGGUGUUCAAAGAGGAUGGACAAGAAUAUGCUCAGGUGAUUAAAAUGCUGGGGAAUGGACGUCUAGAGGCUAUGUGUUUUGAUGGAGUCAAGCGGCUUUGCCACAUCAGGGGAAAACUCCGGAAAAAGGUGUGGAUCAACACAUCAGAUAUCAUUCUGGUUGGGUUGAGAGAUUACCAGGACAACAAAGCUGACGUCAUCCUCAAGUAUAACGCAGAUGAGGCUCGCAGUUUGAAAGCCUACGGGGAGCUGCCUGAGCAUGCCAAAAUCAACGAGACAGACACCUUCGGUCCUGGAGAUGAUGAUGAGAUCCAGUUUGAUGACAUUGGCGAUGAUGAUGAAGACAUUGAUGAUUUCAACUUUGGCCGCAAGUUAAUAUCGACAGCACAGAUAAUGGCGGCUUAUCUGCGAAGGGCCGCAGAGAUGGAGGCAAAACAUGUGGCGGCACUGGCGUGUGUCACGUAUGCCUCCGCGGUGCGUGCCCGUGAAAAAAACUGCCAAACAUGA